Molecule: messenger RNA, 3005 nt
Organism: Tachysurus vachellii
Lineage: Eukaryota; Metazoa; Chordata; Actinopteri; Siluriformes; Bagridae
Gene: oscp1b
Product: organic solute carrier partner 1b
Exons: 10
Coding region: 105-1247 (380 amino acids)
Biological process (GO): transport
Cellular component (GO): cytoplasm; plasma membrane
Source: RefSeq, a predicted model, not a curated record
ACCGAGUGACAGCUCAGACGCUCGUUCAUUCUCUCUUGGCUUUAAAACCGUUCAAAUUGCAUUAUUCAGUACUCAGUUUGCGAUAUUUGUAGGAAACUCGGAAAAUGUCGACACGAACGCUGCCGCUUGUGUUUAUUAAUCUCGGAGGGGAAAUGCUUUACAUCUUGGACCAGCGCCUGCGAGCUCAGAACAUCCCAACCGACAAAGCUAAGAAAGUGAUGAACGACAUCAUUACCACAAUGUUUAACAAGAAAUUCUUAGAGGAGCUGUUCAAGCCACAAGAGCUGUACUCCAAGAAGGCUUUGAGGACGGUCUUCGAUCGACUUGCCCAUGCGUCUAUUAUGAGACUUAACCAAGCAAGUAUGGACAAGCUUUAUGAUUUGAUGACCAUGGCGUUUAAAUAUCAAGUCCUGUUAUGCCCUCGUCCUAAAGAUAUUCUGCUAGUGACCUUUAACCACAUGGAUGCAAUAAAGGACUUUGUGCGGGACACCACCAGCAUUCUGAGCCAAGUAGAUGAAACGUACAGGCAACUCAUAGAGAUAUACACUCCUUUAUCUGGUGGGGAAUUUCAGCUAAUAAGACAAACAUUGCUCAUCUUCUUUCAGGAUAUGCAUAUAAGAGUAUCUAUAUUUCUAAAAGAUAAAGUACAAAACUCCAAUGGGCGCUUUGUACUUCCUACAUCAGGACCUGUUCCAUAUGGUACACACUCCCCAGGACAUAUUCGAAUGUUUAGCAGUAUUGGUGAGGAGGUGAAGAGGUUGCAGUUUCGUGAUGGGGGAAACUACACAGCUGCACUCCGUGAAGGCUCUUUUGAGCUGUUUGGUGACCGAGUUGUUAAACUAGGCACGAACAUGUAUAGUGUAAGCCGUCCUGUGGAGACGCAGAUGUCUGGAACCUCCAAAAUGUCUUCACAACAUACUAAGGUCAACACGGUACCAAACCCACUGGCGAAAGAAGAGCUGAAUCUACUUGCUAAACUGAUGGGGGGUUUAGAGGUUCGAAAACCAAGCAUCAAUGAAUCUGGAUUCCGUGUCAACCUCUUUGCUACAGAUGAGGAGGAAGAGGAGGCUUUUAUGUCAAGACCAGCAGACCUCUCUUAUGGGGUUAUAAAUAUCCAAGCAACCAAGGAUAAUCAGGCCAAUGCAGAAUUGGCAAAGAUCAUGGGGGAGUUCACUGAGGCAGAGGAGCCAGUUCCAAGCUCCAGCAGUAAAGGUGAUGACCUUUUAGCCAUGAUGGAUGGCCUUUGAUGUGCAGUGAACAGGUAUUCGGCUUCUGUAAAGCAGUCUAGGUUGUGCACGGUGUGCUUCAGUGUCUCACACAGAGAGCUGAAAGAGCGGCCAUCUCCCAAAACAACAACAACAACUAGGAGCUGAUAUGUGUUCGUGCAGGUAGAGUCGAUCAUUGUCAGACACUGUCCAUCUUGUUUGAGUGCAGCCGUUGUUGGGGAUUCUUUAAGUCUGAGCAGUUGCUGUUCAGUUGUAAGUCAAUGUAAAUUAAAACUUUGGUGAUUUCACUGGACAAGUCACUUGUUUUAUCAACAAAUGCCAUUUAUGGACAUUGACUACAUACGGGUAAGGUCUUUUUAACUUCUAAAAUAAAUGCAAAUUAAGUUAAAAUUAACUCAUUACAGUGAUGUGAUAUAACAAUAGCAAAACAUCAGGGCAGAAACAGCUAACAGAAAUACACCUACUAUAGAAAGCUUUACUGCUAACAUUAACUAUAGAAUAAUUAUUGAUUACACCAUACAUAGCCUUGCCAGCUACUGUGUUGUAGGCAGGCAAAAUAGAAAAGGAACAAAAACACUUCUAAGAAAAGCAAUGUCCUGUAGAGAUCCUGUGAACAAAAGUAGUCUGAGUGUUAACUUUCGCAAAACAAUACUGAUUUCACUUUUAAUUAAAAUUUGCACUUUGUAUAGCUGUUUUACCAGUUUGUAUUUCCAUACCAACUUUUAGAAGCUUUAAUACCCACUUACACUAUAUCCAUCUUAACCUCAUUGCAUUAUAAUGAUACCCUGUGAAGUGUUUUGCUAAGAGUAGUUUAAAAAACUACCAUGGGAUGUAAUGCUAAUAAAAUGUCAUCUUUUCUUUGGUGGCUGUGUACUGCAUUUAGUAAAUACAAAUUUAUAUAUGGUCUAAGAACAUAAUGGCAAUUAAAUGAACCAAAAUGUGUAACGAGAGGUCAAGUCUCCAUAUGGGAACAUAAUAUUUACAUCUGUUGAACAAUCAGAGAUCAGGUGGAGUAAAGAGUGCACAUUUUGCAUUUUGAGCAUGUGUACUUGUACAAAUGUGGAUCAUGUUGAUCGUUUUUACCUUGGCUGAAUGCUUGGCAGCUUGUGAACCUUUAGUGAAAUAACUACAGGUGUAUCCCAAAUUACAAUCUGAAUGAAUAUCAUUCCAUUUAUAUAGACAAAAUCAGAGCUAUCAGUUAACAGUCAAUAAAAGUAGAUAAACUGAAAGGUCUCUGCUUGUUCUUUUAUUAAGUGGUCCUGCCUUUUCACAUUUUGAUCAACCACAUACACACAUGACCUCUAAAUCAGAAAACUGAAUCCCUUUACAUGAAAUGCACUGGGAUGCUAUAGAGCUGCAGGAACUAGCCUCACUGUUAAGUAAUAAACAUGUCAUUUUCAGAAAUUUGAUUAUUAUUUUUAAUUAUUUUACCAUCUAGAAGAAGAGAUGUGUAGAUAUCUACAGGUGUGUUGAUAUAUUAAACUCCCUUCUUCUGAAUAUGUGGAUAAUAAAUACACUGUUUAUAGAAUAUUGUACAUUUGUGUAGUACUGCUUAACAAGGUUCAUUUGAUUUUCUCUUGCCUUUGAUUUUCUGUGUCUGUUCAUUCAUACAUAAUUCACAAAUAAAAACUAUGGAACCCAAAUAAACUGUGCUUCCUACCAAGAUAAAACAUGCUUUAGCUUAGUGUUACAACUAGAUUUCCACCAACAUAAAUGUCAUGUUCAUGAUAUUUUGUGUGCAAAAAUGUAAUAUCCUGUUGUAGAGAAUGUUCAAUUAAA